GCAACAAAAUAGGAAAAAUGCAAAGGGGGUUGAAUACUUUCGCAAGCCACUGUAGUACUUUAUGACUGUGCUGCUGACUUGUACAAAGAACUAUCAACUACAAUUCUCUGUCCUGUAGAUUUGGGCUGGAACGUGGGUAGUCAGUCAGUCAGUCAGUCAGGAGCAAUAACAUAUUCUAUAACAGCAAUAACUAUUCUCAGGCACAUUAUUUAUAGAAAUACUAUACAUAGUCACAGUCUUAGAGUUAGAGUAAAUACCAAACCUGAAUUAUAAUAUCAUAUGUUUUGACCGGUUUCAACUCAUAGAGGGUCUAUUUUUUAGUAGUCUAUCAUUGAGUACUAGCUUUAAUCCCGUUUCUUAAUUUGCCCCUUACGAUGAACAAUGCCUUCGGUAGGCUGUUGGUUUCUUACAUGAGCAGUCGUUAGUCAACUCAGAACUGCUUAUGAUCAGUGAUUGGAACAGACAGGUCUGCAUUUCUCCUCAUAGGCCUACACGUCACUGCCUUAAAAAGGAACUACAGAUUCCCAUUCUACUUUCAUUCCGUGGGUAUCAUAGUUCUGUGGGCAUCACAGCCACACGGAACUCUUGUAAGUUCCACUUCCAUUUAGCCACCGUUGUAAACCAUUACUGUUCCCGAAAGCUAACAGAACAACAAAUAGACUUCGGCUCCAGACAAUGUUGUUAUGUAUGGAAAAGAAAUCCCACGUCAUCACCACACAUUUGCAUUUAGAUUAGAUAGUUUAACAUUCUUCUUCUGUUAUGACAAUGUAACAACUGUAUAACUAUGCUGCUUUGUAUGAUGUGUCCAAAACGUCCCCAUUAUAAUAUUAUUCAAACCUGGUAUAUUCUUUAGACUGUUGAAUGAGGCAUCAUUCAGUGUGUGGAAUCCUCUGCACUGCUCUCUCUAUAGAUGUACUUCAUACAUGCAUGGCCUUUCAGAGCUAAACAGUAAGUGAGUGAAUGGGAGAGGAAUGAAAUGAAACUACGAAAUAUAAAAGCAAGAUUGAUAAGUAGCCUAAGGGUGAACGUGAAGCACAACUCCUUGAUGUGCCUAUAAACCUUUGAGGACAGCAUAACCACCUGGUUCAUAUAUAUGACUGUUGCAUCUUUGUAUGUAUACCCAUAUUAAUAUCGCCAAACAAUACAUUGUUGUGCGAUGUAUUCAUUGGAAAAUAAGUAUUUUGUAGAAAUGUGUCUGGUUGUGUAUGAAUUUGGAAUCAAUGAAACAAUGUUGAUCCAAACCUGAUGUCGAAGUCUGCACGAACGAGGCAUGAGCGUUUAAAGGUGAAAAUGAGCGAAUAUUGGACAGUGAUCAAGAGGAUGAAGCCAUAGGUUGUUUGUUUGUUUGGGAGGAGGAUUCAUAUGCGCUGGGUUUGACGGCAUCAUCCUCUGACUUCACUUUUUAAUAAUUUAACAAUUAGAGUUGAUUUGUGACCAACAAUUAGACAGUGAGAUUGACACAUAGCCUACCUGUAGACCUACGCCAAUUCCUUGUAUUUUCUCCUGCCCCCACUAGUCUCGACCCCGCCCACACUUCACGUUAUUGAAGGAAGAAGAAUUUGCUGCAGUCCCUCGUAUUUUGCAUUUUGCAAGAAUCUUUCCCCGUGUGCUUAGAAAGAAAUUAAGUGUUGCUUAAUUGGACUAGCCCGCCUGCGUUGAGAGCCCCAACGGGAGGGAAUAUAUAGAGGUACCUUCACUCAGCAUCAGUGGAACAUGGACAGCGAGGGCAGAAAGGUUGUCGUCUGUGACAAUGGCACAGGGUUUGUCAAGUGUGGCUUCGCUGGCUCCAACUUCCCCGAGCACAUCUUCCCUGCGUUGGUGGGUCGGCCCGUCAUUCGUUCAAACACCAAGGUCGGAAACAUCGAGAUUAAGGACUUGAUGGUGGGUGAUGAGGCCAGUGAGUGUCGCUCCAUGCUGGAGGUGUCCUACCCCAUGGACAACGGCAUCGUGCGCUCCUGGGAAGACAUGCUUCACCUGUGGGACUACACCUUUGGCCCUGGGCGCCUCAAUAUCAGCCCCCCAGACUGCAAGGUGCUGCUGACGGAACCGCCCAUGAACCCCACUAAGAACCGGGAGAAGAUUGCUGAGGUCAUGUUCGAGACCUACCAGUUCCAUGGCAUCUAUGUGGCCAUCCAGGCCGUGCUCACACUUUAUGCCCAGGGGUUGCUAACGGGUGUGGUUGUGGAUUCGGGUGACGGUGUGACUCACAUCUGUCCCGUAUACGAGGGCUUCUCUCUCCCCCAUCUCACGCGCAGGCUGGACAUCGCAGGGCGUGACAUCACACGCUACCUCAUCAAGCUGCUGUUGCUGCGUGGCUAUGUCUUCAACCAGUCGGCGGACUUUGAGACGGUCCGCAUGAUGAAGGAGGAACUAUGCUACGUGGGAUACAACAUAGAUCAGGAGCAGAGACUGGCCACAGAGACCACCGUGCUAGUGGAGUCAUACAUACUCCCUGAUGGUCGUCAGGUGAUGGUGGGAGGGGAGCGGUUUGGGGCCCCUGAGGCCCUCUUCCAGCCCCACCUCAUCAACGUAGAGGGAGCCGGUGUGGCUGAGCUGCUGUUCAACACCAUCCAGGCUGCUGACAUAGAUCUCAGGUCUGACUUCUACAAGCACAUUGUGCUGUCUGGAGGCACCACCAUGUACCCCGGCCUUCCCUCCAGACUGGAGAGAGAGAUCAAACAGCUCUACCUGGAGAGGGUGCUGCAGGGGGACACCGAGAAGCUCUCUAAGUUUAAGAUCCGCAUUGAGGACCCUCCACGGCGUAAACACAUGGUGUUCAUGGGUGGAGCAGUGCUGGCCAACAUCAUGAAGGAUAAGGAGUCCUUCUGGCUGAGCCGGGCUGAGUACCUGGAGAAAGGCCUAAGGGUUCUGGACAAACUGGGAGGAGGCGUGAGAUAAAGGGGAACUAGGGGUUAGGUAGGGUUUCACACACACAAGGUCUGGGGGUGCCGGACAAACUGGGGCGCGGCAAUAGAUAGAAGUCCUCGGUCGUAUUGACUUGGCACAAAUGGAAGAAAACGCUGUGCUCUAAUGAACACGACACUGGAUAAAAUGGGGGCCGGGGUCAGCUAGACUUAAUACAAAACAAAGAGUAUAUGAUACUGUGUUAAAAACUGUGAUUCUGUAAUUGAGAAAUGAUAAUGCUUUCCUGGAUGCAUAGGGGCCAGCCAUUAGCUCGGAUUAGAAAUCUCUGUUAUAAGUCUGUUAUAAGAAGCAUGACAUGGAAUAGCAUUUUCCUCUUCGUAACAAUCAACUUUCCAAGAUGUUUUCAUUGUCAAAUUGACAUAUUGUAUUGCAUACAAUACAACAAUUACACAGUACAAUUACACAAUAGAAGUGUGCAAUUGUAAUGUUUCACAUUUUUACCAUUUUAAUUCUCACUGUGUCAAAUUGAACCCUUUUGAUGUAGCUCGUCAUGUUGUUUCAAAUGCAUAUGAAAAGAAACACAACUGACUUUAAUCUAAAUGCCAAAUUGAAUAAAGUGAAUGUUAUGGUCUUUCAUGACUGAA
Molecule: messenger RNA, 3509 nt
Organism: Salvelinus sp. IW2-2015
Lineage: Eukaryota; Metazoa; Chordata; Actinopteri; Salmoniformes; Salmonidae
Product: actin-related protein 2
Biological process (GO): Arp2/3 complex-mediated actin nucleation
Cellular component (GO): Arp2/3 protein complex; actin cortical patch
Molecular function (GO): actin filament binding
Source: RefSeq, a predicted model, not a curated record